Molecule: messenger RNA, 899 nt
Organism: Nematolebias whitei (Rio pearlfish)
Lineage: Eukaryota; Metazoa; Chordata; Actinopteri; Cyprinodontiformes; Rivulidae
Gene: ch25hl3
Product: cholesterol 25-hydroxylase like 3
Exons: 2
Coding region: 58-834 (258 amino acids)
Biological process (GO): sterol biosynthetic process; cholesterol metabolic process
Molecular function (GO): steroid hydroxylase activity; C-4 methylsterol oxidase activity; iron ion binding
Source: RefSeq, a predicted model, not a curated record
UGCUGCGGUCCCGACAUCCGCGCCUCGAGAGCAGAGGAUCAAAGACAUGUAGCCGCGAUGGAGCCGGGACACGCGCACGCGCCCGUCCUGCAGGGCCUGUGGGAGUGCGUGAGAGCUGCACAGGAGGAGGUCCUGCUGGCCCCGCACCUGGCCGCGUCCUGCGCCUUCCUGACGCACGUGCUGCUCUGCGCACCCUUCCUCGCGCUGGACGCGCUGGGCAGCGUGUGCGCUCGCGUGCGCUCGUGGAGGAUAGCCGCGGGUUCGGGCCCGCCGCCGCCUCUCAGCCGGUGGUUCGAGUGCUUCUGCCGGGUCCUGUUCAGGUACAUAACUGUGGUGGCCCCCGCCGCGGCGCUGCUGCAGCUGCUGAGGAGCCCCCAGGUCCCCGAGCUGGCCCCCUCCUGCUGGCAGCUCUGCGUGGAGGUCGUGGCGUGUUUUCUCCUCUUUGACACCUUGUUCUUUCUGUGGCAUUACGUCAUGCACAGGGUUCCGUGGUUGUACCGCAGCGUGCACCACCUGCACCACCAGCACCACGUCCCCUUCGCCCUGGCAGCUCAGGACGCCAGCUCGGCUGAGCUGCUGUCUCUGCUGCUGCUGGCUCUGAGCAGCGUGUGGCUGCUGGGCUGCCACCCCCUCAGUGAAGCCCUCUUCCACCUCCUCAACUGCUGGCUGGCCGUGGAGGACCACUGUGGCUACAACCUGCCCUGGGCGCUGCACAGACUGCUCCCCUGCAUGGGUGGAGCCCCCCACCACCAAGCUCAUCACAGUCAGCAAAGUGCCAACUACGCCCCCUACUUCACUCACUGGGACCUCUUGUUUGGCACAUACCGAGCAUAAACUUCAGAUGGAAAAGAUCUGUGUGCAGUAAACAAAGCAGAGCAAUAAUGUGAAAUGAGACAAAC